UUUUUUUUUAAAGGAACCGAAAAAAGCAGUCUCCAGAACAGGUACCCAAAGGUUUUCCAACCCAAAAUUGAAAGACAUUUGUUUUCACUAGAAGAAAAUGUGGUUCCAUCUGGGUAAGAUAUUUUCGCCUAUGAUUCUCUUGAUAGCUUAUCUACUAUCAUGUCAGGAUACAGCUGCAGCACAGAGUAAGCUAACAGGAUUGCCUUCCCAGAGAAGAUCAAGAAGACAAACUGAAACACCUGCACCAAUUGACUGUCAACUAAGCCAGUGGUCAGAAUGGACUGAAUGCUUUCCUUGUCAAAGCAAAAAAUACAGAUAUAGAACUUUGCUGCAACCAUCCAAAUAUAACGGACACAUGUGUACUGGCAGCCACUGGGAAAAAGUGGAGUGUGAGCCAACAAGAGGGUGUACUAUACAUCAAGACUGCGGAACUGAUUUUAAGUGUCAAGCAAGUGGUCGCUGCAUUAAACGCCACCUUGUAUGCAAUGGAGAACCUGAUUGUGGGGAUGAGAGUGAUGAAGCUGACUGUGAGGAUGCUGAAUCAUCCUGUGAUCAUAUGGACCCAAUCCCAGGAGUUGCAAGAAUAGCACAGGGAUACAAUAUCCUUACACAAGAUGGAGCAGAGAUAGUGUAUGAUCCUACUUACUAUGGGGGACACUGUGAAUCUGUCUAUAAUGGAGAUUGGCGAGAAGAGAAGUAUGAUCCUGUAUGUGAGAAUCUGUACUAUGGGGAUGAUGAGAAAUAUUUUCGACAGCCAUACAACGUUCAUUUUUAUCAAUUUCUAGCCUAUGCUGAUUCUGGUUUUUCCACAGAGUAUUUUGAUAAUGCCAGGGACUUACUGAAUGCUGUAAAAAAAGACACCUCUUGGAAUGCUGGUUUCACAGUUGGCGUAGGUUUUCCAAACACACCUAUUACUUUAGAACUAGGCUUUAGAUUAUCAAAGGGAAAAGGAACUCUGAGAAAUACUACAGACUAUGCAUCAAAGAAUUUAGGAUUUAUCCGUGCUCGUACCAAAGUACAAACAGCCCGUUUCAAGAUGAGACGAAACAAUAUAUUCCUAGAUGAGCACAUGCUUCAGUCUCUGAUGGAGCUUCCAGAUCAAUACAACUAUGGAAUGUAUGCCAACUUUAUUAAUACGUAUGGCACCCAUUUCAUGACAUCUGGAACCAUGGGAGGUAUCUUUGAAUACAUCCUUGUGAUCAACAAAGACAAAAUGAAUAAUGCAGAAAUUAAAAGGGAUGAAAUAAGCAGGUGUUUUGGAGGAUCAAUAGGUGUGAAAACUGCUCCACCAACAGGGAUCGCCGGAAUGGGUGCUAAGCUGUCAUAUGAUCGUUGUAAGAAGGAAGGAGGCCAAACAAGAGAUUCUGCUGCCAUUGAAUCAGUCAUCGAGGAUAUUAUUUCCCAAGUUCAAGGUGGAGACACAGCAUCAAUUGGCAGGCUCAUGGAAGGCUCCAGCAGUAGUACAUACCGCUACUGGGGGAAGUCAUUAAAAUUUAAUCCCGCCAUUAUUGAUUUUGAGCUGCAACCUAUACAUCAAAUACUGCGUAGGACUCCACUUCGCCAUGUUGAAAUCAAAAGGAAAAAUUUGAAAAGGGCUUUGGAUGAAUAUUUAAUGGAGUUCAACACCUGCCGCUGUGGCCCCUGCUAUAACAAUGGUGUACCCAUGUUGGUUGGGUCUAGGUGUGUUUGUGAGUGCCAGAAGGAUGCCCAGGGCCCAGCAUGUGAAAAAACAAUGAGGACAGGUGGUCAAGCAGAUGGUAGUUGGAGUUGCUGGGCUUCAUGGACUUCUUGCCAAGAUGGAUCAAAGAGCCGUACAAGACAGUGUACAAAUCCAGAACCACAAAAUGGUGGAAGAACAUGUUCUGGCCAGAGCACACAAACAUCGACAUGUUAACAGGUUCCUGAAAGUGGAUUACUGGGUCAUGCUAUCAAGCAGGAAAGUGGAGGAGUGAGUUCUGAUUCAUAAACAGCAUAAAGUAAGCAUUGGACUAUAAAGUAGAUAGAUAGAUAGAUAGA
This is a messenger RNA of Sceloporus undulatus (fence lizard), 2016 nucleotides long. RefSeq names its product complement C8 alpha chain (gene C8A). Gene Ontology annotation, cellular component: membrane attack complex. Gene Ontology annotation, molecular function: protein binding. The transcript is spliced from 11 exons. Bases 98 to 1894 code for a protein of 598 amino acids. The record is from RefSeq and is a predicted model, not a curated record. NCBI's taxonomy places the organism in Eukaryota, Metazoa, Chordata, Lepidosauria, Squamata, Phrynosomatidae. Gene Ontology annotation, biological process: immune response.